Molecule: messenger RNA, 2897 nt
Organism: Exophiala mesophila
Lineage: Eukaryota; Fungi; Ascomycota; Eurotiomycetes; Chaetothyriales; Herpotrichiellaceae
Exons: 4
Coding region: 857-2692 (611 amino acids)
Biological process (GO): transmembrane transport; xanthine transport
Cellular component (GO): membrane; fungal-type vacuole
Molecular function (GO): xanthine transmembrane transporter activity
Source: RefSeq, a predicted model, not a curated record
CACCAGCAUCCCAAGUAUUCGUGGCUCCGGACCGUCGUGAUACUCUUUUCUGGGCUCCACCAGAUAAUGCAAGUGUCAAUAUGGUCUGAUGAAAAAAACCCUGUGCAGACACAAGCCUUCUUAAUCUCCAGCCAAUCAUGCAACCAACAACUGAUCUGGGGAUCAGCGGCUCUGACGACAAACCGAACCACCGGUGAUAUCGAUCUCUGAUCCCAUCUAAAAUGUUCGACGUCGUCUGAUCUCACUCCUCUCCCCUCCUCUCCAUCUCGACAAUCUCGACGCGGGUCCGACGCAAGUUCUCCAGACCAAGCCCAUGGUCCAUCCAGAGCCGCAGGUUGACUAAUGGGACUGAGUGAUUCUUUGGGUCUUGGAGAUAACGAUGGGGCACAAGAGUCUUGGGAGGGCGCGAAGCCCAGCCUUGGUAAACCACCGCUCAGCCUUGGCUCUCCUACAAAUCUCUACUUCCCGCCAUGGCAUUUUGUCUCUCCGCUGUUGCAAUUCGCCGCUGUCCGAUCCUCUUGGCUUCGACCCUGUGCCCGUUGCUUGUGCCGGAGUCGAUCAACUCGCUUCUCAUUGCCUCGAUCUCCUGUCAUUGCCCAGACCUUUGGAGAUAAGGGCGUUCGCCGACGAAUUAUCACACUGUCUUGACUCGGCCGCCGACGAUACUGUCAGGCGACUGUCUAUCACGAUCUAAUGGCUCGAACUCGCCAGCCAUUAUAAAAUUCUUCGUUCGCCCGUCCAUAGACGACUGGGUUGUACUAAGUGGCAGACCUCGUACUUCCAGCCCUCGUGCGACAAUCAUCUCGCCGCUUGCAUCUAUAUACUACUAGGUCCUUUUUCGCCAAACGACUUCACCAUGUUCGAAGUCGACAGAGAUGCCCUGGGCAUCCGCCCUCGACAGGGAUUCGGUCAACGCUUGCAACGGGCUCGCAAGGCACUCACGACCAGAGAUGGUCUAAUUGGAACAUAUGAUUAUGCCUUCCUCUUCCGACCUAACAUCCCAUUUAUGAAAAGGGCACGAAAACCAAGUCCCUUCUUCGGUCUCCACGAUGCCUUACCUACAGUGUUGGCCCUUUUGCUCGGCUUUCAACAUGCCCUUGCCAUGUUGGCUGGUGUUGUCACUCCCCCGCUCAUGAUGUCUAGCGCCUCUGGUGUCAAUCUGGACCUGGAAUCCCAGCAAUAUCUCGUUUCCACCGCCUUGAUUGUUUCGGGCAUUAUGUCUUCCAUUCAGAUCACCCGCUUCCACAUCUGGAAGACCCCUUACUUUGUUGGUACUGGCAUGAUCUCUGUCGUGGGAACUUCGUUUGCUUUUAUUCCCGUUGCAACGGGUGCUUUCAAUCAGAUGUAUGCCACAGGAUUCUGCCCAACAGAUGACGAGGGAAAUCGUCUCGCCUGCCCUGAUGGAUAUGGUGCCCUUCUUGGCACUUGUGCUCUGUGUGCCCUGAUCGAGGUGAUGAUCUCCUUCUUGCCGCCUCGUGUCAUUCGACGAAUCUUCCCUCCAAUUGUCACUGGCCCCGUUGUCAUCUUGAUUGGUGUCUAUCUCAUCCGAUCAGGCUUCCGUAACUGGGGUGGUGGAAGCAACGCUUGCUACAAUCAACCCGAGACAGGCUUCUUCCAAUUGUGCCCCAAUAUCAAUGCUCCAAGAGCAGCUGUGUGGGGCAGCGCCAACUUUGUCGGUCUUGGAUUCCUUGUCUUCGUGACCAUUAUUUUCUGCGAGAGAUUCGGGUCUCCCAUCAUGCAAUCAACCAGUGUUAUCCUCGGCCUCUUGGUCGGCUGUAUUGUUGCCAGCGCGACUGGAUACUUUGAUGAUACGGGUAUCACCAAUGCUCCUGCAGCAUCGUUCAUCUGGGUCAAGACGUUCAAGCUGUCCAUCUACGGGCCACUCGUCCUUCCUCUGCUGAUGGUGUUUGUCAUUUGUGCCUGCGAGGCUAUUGGCGAUAUCACCGCGACAUCGGAUGUGUCCAGGCUGGAAGUUACCGGACGCUUGUUCGAGAGUCGAGUCCAAGGUGGCAUCCUGGCUGAUGGUCUCAACGGCAUCAUCGCCCCCUUGGCUACCAUCACUCCGAUGGCGACAUUCUCGCAAAAUAACGGCGUCAUUGCUCUCACGCGGUGUGCCAACCGCAAGGCUGGCUACUGCUGCUGCUUCUUCUUGAUCCUGGCAGGCAUCUUUGCCAAGUUCUCCGCUGCCCUGGUGGCUAUUCCACCUCCUGUUCUGGGAGGUAUGACUACCUUCCUCUUCGCAGCAGUCAUGGCAGCAGGUUUCGCAAUUUUGUGUCGCGUGCCGUUCAACCGACGAACACGUUUCAUCGUCACCGCAUCUAUGGCGCUCGGUGUUGGCGCCACCGUGGUGCCUGGCUGGUUCAGCAAUGUCUUCACCUAUUCCGGAGACAAUAGCGGCCUCCGCGGCUUCUAUAGCGCCAUCACCUUGGUUUUGGAGACUGGCUUUGCCGUCUCUGCAUUGAUUGGUGUCAUCUUGAACCUUACCCUGCCUGAAGAGGUUGAAGAGCUCGAAGAAGAAGACCUUGCUGCUGCAGGAGCCAAGCCUCAAUCUUCAAGCUCGCUUGAUGAGCCACAUCCAAAGGACGAGGGUUCUGACUUCACUCAGGCCAACCCACGGGCGUUGAAAGACGAUGAGGAAGCCUGGACGACAGCAAGAACUGAGCCAGAAAUCCACGGCAAACCCGUUGCAUAAAGAAAGAGGCUAUUUUGGUUCUGUUGAUCUCAAGAUCAACAAGAUCGAUCACCCUUGCCUCUUUUUGUCCACCCGUCGACCUCGCCGACCUGGUCGUUGUCUGUAGCUGCUCGCUCUUGCAAGCGAAAUGAUAAAGCACAUGAGUCGCUUUAGUCGUUCAAUAUACCAUGUAUAUGUUUACUAGUAUGCCAUUUAUAAUUUUGCC